Molecule: messenger RNA, 1281 nt
Organism: Daphnia magna
Lineage: Eukaryota; Metazoa; Arthropoda; Branchiopoda; Diplostraca; Daphniidae
Exons: 4
Coding region: 1-1281 (426 amino acids)
Source: RefSeq, a predicted model, not a curated record
AUGGCUGUUGAACCUCUUUACGUAGGUCGAUUUUUGAAAACUAUGGAAGAGGUUGACGCUUACGUGAAGCAGUUACGUGAAGUGCUGUUUUAUACCUUGGUUGUUGAAAAACGUUCAGUGGCGUCACACAACAAAAAGGGUCACAGAAGAUUGACGGAGAACUGUGGAAAUAUCAAUCUGCAAAAAUUCUUUGUUCACAUCAUGGGGUCCAUCGAAACCGCUCAAAAGGAUUGCGCCCUGAUCAAAAAGUAUAUGCGUGUAACUGUCCAUAUACAGUACCCAAGCCAGUGUUUACCUUGCAUGAACGAGCCGAUAGACGUUUUCGACGGGGACUGUUUCAUCGGUUGGCUCUGGGAUUCUACAAUGGCUGUUGCUAACGUGCGACCUUUCCGGCCUUACGGCACUCCUCCGCCAUUUGACAUGGACGAUUACAAAGACUCGUUCGAGAUUUGGCAAGCCCAAUGGAAAAUCUUCCUCGAGCUCUCCACUAUUGAUACAGCUCUCGAUGCAGCCGAACGGCCACGCUACAAGGCCAACGGGAAGAAAAAGAAGUCAGGCGAUGUGCGCUCCAUCAGCGUGCACUCAGUCACAGUCGGCGCAGUCACAGUAGCUGAGCUGGUUGACAUCUCCGUCGCCCCGAAAGGUCCUUCCGCGUCCGCUGCCCAGGUGCUUUUCCUACCAGAUACAGGGGCGGAACUCGACGCCAUCCCUCGCGAAACGUUUCGUCGAGUCUUUAAAGGUGUCAAACUUGUUCCAGCCGCUUCUCCAGAGACCGCAACAGGAUCCCCGAUCAUGAAUUUUGGUACUUUCAGCGCUACACUCAACUGGAAUGCAGAUGACGAUGAGAGACGGCCCAUCACUACAACAGUUCACGUUCUGCAGGAUCUUAAGCAGGCCGAGCUCUCAAAAUCGUCCCAAAAGAAGCUGGGUAUGUGGCCAGAAUCGUACCCUCACGCUCGAUUGAGCACACUCACCUCGUCGGCCUUCACAGAUGUCGGGACGGACAGCAGUCCGAUUCCAUCCCUCCUCUUUCCUCACCUCCUCUCGCGCCCCAUGUCGGCACCAAUGACAGUCGCAUCGCUCGAGCCAGGCAUCACAGGUGAACGGAAAGCGGCCGAUCUCAAGAACUUUUUGACCAAUUUCCGGCUUAUUUUUGACGGCGUUUGCCGCCCGAUGAAAGUCCCGCCUUGUCAUUUUGAACUGAAAGCAGACGCCACACCGGUCUCGAUGCGCGGAUCACGCCCAGUAGCGGUUCCAGUCAUGCAGAUGCUCAGAGAUUAG